This is a messenger RNA of Aedes aegypti (yellow fever mosquito), 1221 nucleotides long. RefSeq names its product crossover junction endonuclease EME1 (gene mms4). The record is from RefSeq and is a predicted model, not a curated record. Lineage: Eukaryota; Metazoa; Arthropoda; Insecta; Diptera; Culicidae. The coding region runs from base 188 to 1132 and encodes 314 amino acids. Gene Ontology annotation, cellular component: nucleus; Holliday junction resolvase complex. Gene Ontology annotation, biological process: resolution of meiotic recombination intermediates; replication fork processing; double-strand break repair. The transcript has 2 exons.
CGAACAUGCACGACAUCUGACACUUGAAUGAAAAGCUAACGGUUUAUUUACAACGAACAGCUGUUUUCGAUCUUUUCGAUUGGCCGGUUGAUGGCUACAACAUCAUUUCACCAACCGAUAGAAAUAGAACGGAAUAAUUCCAAUAAUAAUUAUUAUUAACAAACUCGCAUUGAAUAUAUCGUUAAAAAUGUCCAAAAGAAGUGGAAAGCAAAGUGAGAAUCUUGUAGAGCGCUUGAAACGAACCAACUAUUACAAUGAGCAGAGAAAUCUCAAACCGGGGCAUUGUAAUAAGUUCCUUCACGCUUGCAUCGAUCUGCAGUUUCUUCAGGGAGAGCACGGCGCCGAAGUUCUGUCGAAGUUGAACGCACUGAAUCUCAAGUACGAGAUCAAGCAGCACCUGAUGCCACGGGUUAUCACGUUCUACCGUACCAGUCAACAGAAUCUAACGCCACAGGGUACAAUGACCGAGAAAAGCGUCGAUCAGAAGUUCAUGAUCUUCCUUAUUUCGGGCGAGGAAUUGGUUCGUCGCGUUAAGGGUAAGAAUCUAUUGGCGCUUGUCCAACAACUCCAAGAUCUUUAUCCAGGAAAAUCCGUUUACCUGUUGGUAUUCGGAUUGAUCACCUAUUGUCGCAAUCACAGAGGAUGCGUUGGACGACGAGAAACGGAAAUUGCCCUCACGGAGGUGCAACUGUUUGCAGACUGUUCGCAUCAGCUGAUUGAGUCGGCUGAAGAAGUGGGCAACUUUGUCGCCCAAUUGGGUAAGAGCCUAGCAGAGCUGCCCUACAAACAGCAGCAGAAUGAAAAGUACAACCAGGAGCAGCUGUAUCUGGGGAACGAAAAGAAGGGCUGCGUACGAGUGGAGGGCAGUGCCGGAUUGCACCAGUUAUAUCAGAACCAACUGGUUAAAAUUCCUUCGGUUACGUUGGAAAUAGCAGAGGCCAUCAUUGCGGAGUAUCCCACGCUGAGUAAGCUGAUUGAAGGGUUCAGGAUGAAUGGCCCUAGCUUGCUGGCCACUAUUCCCAUCCGUCGAGCUGGUGGACCCAUUACGAGCUCUGUUCGACGAAUAGGACCGGAGUUGAGCAAGAAGCUGUGCACGAUAUACAGCAGUUUGGAUCCAAAACAGAAAUUGUAGGUGUGUUUCGGUAAAUCUCUCAAAUGUACCUUUUCAUUAACAACAUGUGAUAUAAUGCAAUAAAUUUCAUCUAAAUUCAAUCAUUAAAA